UCUAAUAAUAAUGUGGUUUCAUUAUUGGAGAGGAAGUGACGCCUUAGCAGCAGAAAGCGUCAAAAUGUCGGGAGAAGGUGGAUUUUGGAAUGCUCCGAAAGUGGUCUAUAGUAAACAAACUCAUGAUUUGCUUAAAGAUAUGAUGAGGGAAUCAAAACUAACUACCUUCCAACAGAGGCAAUUACAGCAAACUUUAAGAGAUGGAGGUAAUCUCCCCUCAACAGUUCCUCCUACAACAUCAAAAAUCAACCCAACUAAGCAGAAGCAGGUGUCUCCUUUACCCAAAGUUUUGAACCCAAAGGUCUACUCUGGUGGUGUAAGAUCUAAAAACACUAUGGAAGCUAUGGGGGCCUUUGAGAAACCUGAAUAUGUACCUGUCAAAGGAGUUACAAGAUCUGUGCGAGAAAAAGAAAGACUUGCAAAUAUUAUGGCAUUUGGUGAGGAUAAGCCAAAGGUAGCUUCUCGAAAGGUUAUAGUGGAUAUGGAAUCACCUCCUCCACCUCCUGAUAGGUUUGAAGAAUUACAAAAUGAAAUUGAAGAUCGACAAAGGUUUCUCCAAGAGAUGGUGGCUAUUGGUAAAGGUGAUAAGUACAGACCUAUCAUUGCUACAGAGAUAUCACAGUUGGUGAGAGAAAUGGAACUGAUAGAUAAGAAGAGAUCAGGGGAACUACAGAAAUUACUGGAGCUGGAAGAAAAACAAAGAAACAUAUCAUCCCAAGGAUUAUCUUAAUCACUCUUAUUCAGUCUAAAUUUGUAUAUAUUUACAUAAUUUAUAUAACAAUCUGUGUUCAAAGACAGGUAUAACAAUUUUUUUUUUUCAAUUUAAUG
Molecule: messenger RNA, 828 nt
Organism: Biomphalaria glabrata
Lineage: Eukaryota; Metazoa; Mollusca; Gastropoda; Planorbidae
Product: UPF0193 protein EVG1-like
Exons: 7
Coding region: 11-730 (239 amino acids)
Source: RefSeq, a predicted model, not a curated record